AUGCAAGUCAGAUUGAUAGCCUGUAUAAGAAAAGCAAACCAAGAACACACAAACAUCAUGGCAUCAAUCUCUGCUCUCUUCUGCACUUGCAUGAUGAUGAUGAUGGUCAUGUUGGUCACUACCAAUGUGCCAGUUGAAGCUGCGAAGGAGUUCAAAGUUGGUGGUGAUAUGGGUUGGGUUCUACCUGAUGCUAACAACUCUGCAACCUAUAACCAGUGGGCUUCAAGGAACAGAUUUCACAUUGGAGAUUCUCUCUCUUUUGAGUACCAGAAUGAUUCAGUUCUUGUGGUGGACAAAUGGGACUACUACCAUUGCAACACAACCGAGCCUAUCACUUCCUUCAGCAAUGGAAAGAGUGUCAUCCAGCUUGAUAGGUCUGGGCCUUUCUACUUCAUUAGUGGGGACACUGACAACUGCAAGCAUGGCCAGCGGUUACUUGUUGAAGUGAUGUCUAUGCACAUGCACCAUAUCCCUCCAUCUCCUCCAUCAAUUGCCUUUCCCCCUGGUUCAGACACCGGGACUGCCCCCGCGUCUUCAGCAAUCAGCACCGCUCCUGCUCCAUCACCAAGUUCAGGAAUUCAAAUUUCAGCCACACUUGGUUCAGUCUCUAUGGCUCUUAUUGCCAUCUCUUUUAUUUUUCUAUGGUUUGAACCAUAG
Molecule: messenger RNA, 657 nt
Organism: Quercus robur (English oak)
Lineage: Eukaryota; Viridiplantae; Streptophyta; Magnoliopsida; Fagales; Fagaceae
Product: early nodulin-like protein 1
Exons: 3
Coding region: 1-657 (218 amino acids)
Cellular component (GO): plasma membrane
Molecular function (GO): electron transfer activity
Source: RefSeq, a predicted model, not a curated record